GUGACAGAGGCGGUGACCAAGAAGGUGACCGAGAAGGGAGAGAGAAGCAUCCUCAGAAGCCUGAGCUCGAACCUGAGAAGACCUUCCUUGCCCAAGACCUGCAGCCAUGAGCCUGCAUCUGAAGGUUAAGAUGCUCACUGGGAUGGCGUGCACAGUAAAGGCAGGCUACAACACCACUGUCCUGGACCUGAAGAAAGAGAUUGCCAAUAAGCUCAGUGUACCUGCAUAUGAGCAGCGGCUGGCCACAGAGGGUGGGGAGCUAUUGCUCAACUGGAAAGCCCUCUCCCAGCACAGGGUGAAGAAUGGGGAUGUAUUGCUGAUGGUGGUGGAUCACAACCAGUCCUUAGACAUCCUGGUGCGGAAUGACACCCACAGCAGCUCCUACCGCAUCCAACUGAGCCAGACUGUGGCCCAAUUGAAGAAGAUAGUGCAGGGCAGGGAGUCGAUCAGAAGGGACCAGUUCUGGCUCUGUUUUGAGGGGCAGAACAUGCGAGAUAAUGACCACUUGGGAGACUAUGCCCUCAGCCCACUGUGUACCAUCCAGAUAAACCUAAGGCUUCGUGGAGGAGUUACAGGCACUGGGGGCCUUGGAUCCACUGGAUAGGGAAGAGAAUGUGUGUGUGUUAGGGGGCCUUGUCAUUCUCUUGACUCUUUAAUCUGACUUUCCUCUAGCUCUUGGGCUGGGAUCAAUGAAGGGCUGGGCCUUGAGAUUUGGUUUGAUGCUUCCCUAUUGACCUGCCAUUCUCUACUCCCCUGGGUCUUGACUCCUCUCCUAGGUCUCGACCCUUUCCCUGGCAUGCUCCCUGCCUGAAAUGUCUGGAUCCAACAGUUAUAAUGAAUGUCAAUAAAGGAGAAAA
Molecule: messenger RNA, 857 nt
Organism: Dromiciops gliroides (monito del monte)
Lineage: Eukaryota; Metazoa; Chordata; Mammalia; Microbiotheria; Microbiotheriidae
Product: ubiquitin-like protein ISG15
Exons: 2
Coding region: 107-604 (165 amino acids)
Biological process (GO): modification-dependent protein catabolic process; ISG15-protein conjugation
Cellular component (GO): nucleus; cytoplasm
Molecular function (GO): protein tag activity; ubiquitin protein ligase binding
Source: RefSeq, a predicted model, not a curated record